CUAUUAAUAUUCAAAAUUUCAGCUUCUAGAAUAACCAUAAUAUACAAACACGUCACUUUGUGUCUCAGUUUGGUUGUUUCAUGUCUCAGUUUUGUCAUUUUGCGUCAUUCCGUGUCUCAUUUCUGUCAUUUUGUGCCUUGUUUUUGUCACUUGGUGUCUCAUUUUUGACAUUUCUGUCUUGAUUUUUUCAUUUCCUGUCUCGGUUUUGUCAUUUUGUGUCUCAUUUUUGUUAUUUCGUGUUUCGAUUUUGUUGUUUCAUGUCUCAUUUUUGUCAUUUCCCUUCUCAUUUUGUCAUUUUGUGUUUCAUUUUUGUCGUUUCAUUUCUCGUUUUUGUCGUUUUGUGUCUCGGUUUUGUCGUUUCCUGUCUUGCUUUUGUCAUUUUGUGUCAAGGAAGUGUGUUAAUUCCAGAUCACAUGAUAUGCUCCACAUGAUGUCAUUUCCUCCUGAAGAAAAGACUCUUUUAACGAUGUUACAAAAAGUCCCUCAAUUAUAUAUUGACCCAAUUCUUGAGCAGAAAAGCUGUCAGUCGCAACCGAAAAUCAUGACAUUUUAAUCAUUUAUACAGCGCCAGAUAGCAGAAACACUUGAAUAUACAGGUGGCAAGAAGUACUAUAUAUGAUUGACUACUUAAGGUGUACUUAAGGGUUUUUAGUUUGGCUCAGGUACAGUGUGUUAACAUGGAGGAGGAGGGGUUUAUGACCUCUACUGGAGCACUUCCUCCCGUAUCUUUACAUACAGUCUAUCCGUAGCUUGCUGUAUGCUAGCCAAUGGUACAAAUAGAGCUUGUUUAUGCUGCCUCCAGGUGGCCAGAAAAUCUGCUAUGGCACUGUGAAGUUCUUGUCUUAGAAAUGUUUGUUUAAAAGCUUAUCAAGAACUCACAUUUACAUGUAAAUUUGCCAGUGGUAUCCAAGUGCAUGCCCCAUAUCCAGAAAAUAUAUUUACCAUUAAAUUUCAAAUGAAAUGGACGAAACAGCAGCUAAACAAAAUAUACAAGACUCCAAUGCAGUUUCUGUGCUUUAAAAAAUGUCUUUCAAAUCCUCAAAAAUGCUGCAAUUUCCAAACUUCUCGUCACACAAUGCAUUUUCUGGCAGUGUCUUAGCAACUGGUAUUGUGGCAUCUGGAUUACCUAUAGUGCCCUGCAGAGCCCCUGCAGGGCUCAACAGAGAGACCUCAGGCAGAGUGUGCUUUAUGAAGGAAGAUGUAAAGGAGAGGUCUUGAUCUCAGAUGGUUCCAAGAAGCUUUAGUACAUGUCACAAGUUGUGCCCAGAGGGUUAUUUCUUACUCAUGUUAUGCUGCUGCUAAUUCUUUUUCUUUUUAAAAGUCUGUUUUCACUUCUUGAACACGGUCUGCAGUCGACAAAUAACACAGAAUUUAAACCACAGUGAGUGUAGAAGUUGUAGAAUGGUUUGUGUUUGGUUUGGUUGUCAUGGAAAACACUCAUUACUCUUCACUUGUCCACUUCCCCUUGUUAAUAUUACACCAAGAACAUAUUUGCUGGGAUUUUCCUGCACUACAGUCUGAAGAUAGAGAGCCUCGAGCUCAAGACACACUCUAGAUAAUGAGCUUUGAUUGCAGAUACUGACAGAGAGAGAAUGUGUGCACACACAUACACACACUAGUGGAUUCUGAUUUGUGGAAUUGGUAGCAUCCAUUGUGUCCACAGAGCUUGUCACUAUACGCCCUGUAAUGUGAUUAAGGCCAGGAGAUUUAUGCCGCUGUGGAGCAGCCCAGAACUGGAUCCAUGUUGUGUCUGGAGUCGGACUGAAAAGCCGUCUCUCCGUCCAGCUGGUCCUGGUUUCUGCUCUGGCCUCUGUCACUGUGUGGGGCUACUGUGCUGCUCACUUCUUAAUUGAGAGCUUUGGUUUAUCGCGGCCUUUGUCUUUGUGUCGAAACGCAAGGUUCAUUACUUCCCAGAAAACUUACAGCAAACUCAGAAGGGGAGAAUGUUCUGUGCCCAGUUGCUGUGCAUUUGUGUUUGCCACAGAAACAUGCCUGAGAGAGCUGCACUGGUUUAGCUAGAUGGUAAUUAUUAACAGCGAUGAGCUAUUUAAAUACACUGCAUUUUUUAAGCCUCCCACAGAGAGGAACGGCUCACCUCCCACUACAGCUAGAAAGUGUACUAAAACUUAAAGUUUCCCUGGACAGCUGGAGAUCUCAGCAGGCUACUUUAGUGUUUUUAAAGAGAAAAUGUGUAAACUCAGAGAGUAGAGUUCCUCGGAUAUGUCAGCUGUUGAGAGAAGAGGAGCUCCAGAGCCUCGCUUGGAAAUCAGACCGUCCAGAAAUCGUCAUUUCAGGCGUCCUCAGAGGCUUACGAGCAUCUGGCUGCCCGAUGGCUCCGACCCUUCACACCGUGCGCACAGGACACCCAUGUAUGUGUCCUUCGUCAGCAAGGCCAUUUUAUGGGACCGAGGACUCCGCCAUGACACUGUCCAUGAUCAUGCAGCCCAUCGUCCCUCUCUGUGUCCUCGCUUCCUGUCUCACAUGAAAGCUCAUCCUGAAAACUUGAUUCCUCCUCGUUACUUGAGCUCCAAGUCUGUUCAUCAGCUUCCAUCUCAGGGGAAGAUGCUGAAUCCACCCGCUGUAGCUGCCCCGAAGAGCCACAUGUUGGCAGGGUGCUUCCAUCUUAAUCCUGAAAGAAGAACCAGUGGUGUGCAGAAUGCUGGUCUGAUCACAGGAAGGCGUUCUGCUGUUGUUGUUCCUCGUCUCCGGCUCCCUGCUACUCCACCUCCAUCCACCAUUAAUCCAACACCUCCCCAACCCAAUACACCUCAGUCUGAUGCUGAGAGACAGAAGAGCAAGACAAGCAUUGCUCCAGCAUCUCCCUCCUACCUGCCUCCUCCUCCUCCUCCUGAAGUUCCUGUCAGGGAAAAGCUGCUGCAGCCUGCUGUGGUGGAGCCAGACUCGGAUCUGAACAUCAAACCUGCUGGAUCGACACUCUCAGCAUCUCCAACCUCACUCUCACAAGGAUCUCUGUCAGAUUUAAGUCGUCCACCUUCCAGUUUGUUCAGCCGAAGCACCGACCUCUCCAGUGGCAGGAGCAGCGUCCUGAGUGAUAAAGCCACCGCAGACAUCCUGGACUCGGAUCCAGAAGACAGCGCUUGUUUGUCCCCUCUUCAGCCUUCCCCAACGAUGCUGUUACCUCUGGCUUCUCCAGCAACAUCCAGCCUUCAUCAGUCCUUCAGCAGCACCAAACCUCCGCUCUACGAGCCGCUGUUUGGCCGAACCGAACCCCUCUCUCCUCGCCAGGCAUCGGGUUUCCAUCUGAAAUCAGACAAACCUCCGAGCAGCAGCAGCAGGAGAAGCACAAAAACAGCAGAAAACCUCCACCUAGAUCCGUCUGUUGGUCCUGAUCUCAACCCAUCCUUGGACUCUGAUCGAGGCCGUGCUACGCCGGCUUUUCGCUCCACCACUUGGUCUUCUUGUCCGAGUCCACAGAGGACCACUCCCUGCUCGGGGUCAGCAGCAAAGAUGACCCCUUCUCCUCCAGCGUCCAGGCUGGAGUCUCACCGCUGGCCCAUCCUGCCUCCCAUCUCCCCUGUCAGAGGACGAUCAGCAGCGUCACACUGCUCGGAGCUCAGCUGCACUCAGUCUUGUGUGUUUGAUGAACUGGAGGCCAUCGCUCCUCUGUCAGCUUCCUGUUUGUCGCUGGAUGAGCCAUCAGAUUCAUCAGGCAGCCCUUCACCUGACACAGACCUGUCUCCUGGCCUUGCAGCGCUGACGGUGGCCUGUGACUCGGGGAAUCUGGGCUCCUUGUCCCGGGUCCGGCUGCUCCUCCUGGACCGCCUAGCAACCGGGGACCAGAGUCCAUCUGGUCUGGAGGAGGAGAUCUACCCACUGGAUGACUGGUCUGAUCUGAUGCAGUACGAUACAGCAGGUGUUUUGAGGCCCCGCACAGCUGGCAGCGUCUCUGAAAGGUGUGACUCGGCAGGGAAAGUCCGGGGAAACAAAUCGGAUCAGUCUGACGGAGGUUCUGAAUCUCCGUCUUCAUGGAUCAUCGACCCGAGUCCGUCGUUCAGCAUGUUCAGAUCCUCUUCUCCUCCCUGUCAGUCCAACCACAGUUGCCACACAGAUGAUGGGGGCCCCAGUGAGGAGGAAUCCAUUCAUCCAGGAUGGAAGGACCGAGCAGAGCUCUUAGACGGAGGCAGGAGGUCUGAGAGUGACCGGACCGAAGAGAAGGAAAGAAGAAUGGAGGAGAGGAAAACAAAGGCGCUGAACAUGCUUUCCAAACUGCAGGACGACAUGCCUCGUCAGAGGAAAGCCAGCAAAGACCACUCCAACUUCGAGGACUUCGACUUUUUGGCAAAGUAUUGCAUUUUCAGUCAGGAGAAGCUGGCCGAGUACAAAAGAGCUUUUGAAGCAGAGGACAGCGAUGACGACGGCUACAUCUCCUGCCUUCAGGUUCUACUCGCUCUUAAGACCAUCACCCCUCCUGAGCUGCUGUCUGAUGAGGAAGAGAUCUAUGUCUACAGAAUCUUGGAGAUGGUGGACUUCAGAGUGACAGACGGACUCGUGGACCUGCGGCUGUUCGCUGUGAUCGCCAGCCUGGCCCAGAAGAUCGCCUCCAUGGAUGAGUUCAUGCGAUCCCUGAUCACCAACAUGGACUUCCGCUCUAGAAGUGCGGCUCUUCAAAGCUAAGCAGCUGUUCCUGUUCCUCCUGGAGGAGCAGCGAGGAGACGCUGGAGCUCAGCAGGGCUUCAUCAGCGCCGAGCAGCUGCUGCUGGAGCUGAAGGCCGGAGGGAUCCACCUGGAGCAGGAGGCGGCCGUCAGGCUGGAGCUGCA
Molecule: messenger RNA, 4779 nt
Organism: Acanthochromis polyacanthus (spiny chromis)
Lineage: Eukaryota; Metazoa; Chordata; Actinopteri; Pomacentridae
Exons: 15
Coding region: 2221-4635 (804 amino acids)
Molecular function (GO): calcium ion binding
Source: RefSeq, a predicted model, not a curated record